CUACGUUCUGUGGUCAGUCGGAUUACAAACGGCGUUGAGGACGCUAGCUCGUUACUUAAACGCGGGAACUACGAAAAAGUGGUGUAUCAACUUUUUAUUGUGCCUUACUGUGAGUGUAAACGUGAUUUUGUGUUAACCCGGAUAUUAAGGAUACAGAUAGUAUGGAUGUUGGCGAGUGAUUAAAAUUGAACGAUGGCAGCAAAGGGCAAUGGUCUCCGAACUUGAAAAUGUCUCACUAAACGACUAACCACGAUGUUCUGAUCAUGGAAUCACCAGUUAGAAUAUGUUUAGGUGUAGCGUUAGUAGUAAAUUUGCUACUUUUAAGCAGCACACAAGUAAAUAGUCAUACACUACCACACGAAACGACACCCACCAUUAUAGAGGAAAAAAACUCGAGAAAUUCACGUGUAAAUGUAACGUGGGUUUCGCGAGGCAAACCAAAAUUACCCGAUGUAGCCUCAAAUGAGCUUCAGCAAAAGGAUGUCUCAGAUGAGAAUUCCGAUAAAAAUUCUAAAUUUAAAGCUAGAGGAAGGGUAAGGUUUAAUCCACUAUCUAAAUCGACUACCGAAAGUUCCUUAAGACGCAUCAGAUCCUCUACUGAAGCGUCAAAUGUAAUUAUAGUCACUCCGACUCCAGAAGUAAAAAAGCCUAUGGAAAUUAUAGAUAGUAUGCAUAAUUAUAAAAAAACAAAGCUACCAAUUUCAAGCACAUUUAAAACUGUAUUUAAAACAAAAGAUGAAGACGACGAAGAAAGUGACUCGUAUGAAAGGUAUACUUCUAGUAAAUUCAAUGACAAUAAUUAUUUCACCUUUAAUGAAAACAAUUUUAGUGAUAAAGAAAAAGGUGGUUCCGAUAAGCAAAAUACUGGAGGCUAUAACACCCCAUCUUUUCAUGACUUUCCAAGUUAUUUUACGAAACAAACGUUUCAAACAGACAGUGAACCCUAUAAAUUUGAUAAGUUUUUUGAUUUUGAUAGUGAACUGACUACUCCUAAAAAUUAUUUCUUUGAUAAAAAGUAUCAUGAAGUUUCAUCAAGUAUACAAAAAAACUUAGAAUCGAAAAAGCCGAAAGCUACACCUUUAUCUCAUACCACCAGUGUUCAAAAAGUCGUUGAGAAGCUGAGUAAUGGCACGCCACAUAACCAAUCAAGAAUUAUUAUGAAAAAUUCCAAGGAGGUUCGCGUAAUGGAUAAUGAUGAGGCAGGAACGAAUACUAAGGCACUCUCUGAUGUACAGGGAACCAGCAUUUACUACGAAAUGUCAGUAUUGUCCACCGAAACGUAUAAUAUCAGCCUAACAAACGACGAGGAUGAUUGUGACAAUGAUGAAUCACCUUCGGAAACCACAAAAAGUACUCCUCAGAAAGAAGAGCUCGCUGCGAUAGAUCCUACGCAAAUUCCAUUUGUUGAAAUCUCUACACCAUCUAUACGUCAACAAGACAAUGAAAUUGGUUCUACAGUAGCAUCUUAUUUCUUGCCUGGUGGUGUGACUCCAUCUGUAUUAAAUACAGCUACUCCCUUUGCGAUUUCAUUCCAAAAUACACUAUUUCCCAGCGAAAGGCUCAUAGAACAUGUUUUAUCGUCAAGUGAAAAGCCUAAAGGAUCUUUAGUUACUAACAGAAACCGUAACUACUCCAAGCGCCUUAAUCUUAACGGAAAAAAGGAAAGUGCAAAUAAUGUUGACACACAAAAUGAGCAAGUAUCACCGAAUCUUGUUUAUAGACAGAAUACACGUAGGUUCCAUUACACAACGCCUAAAAUUAAACCAGUCUGGAUAGCACCAAGGCGGAAUAUUACAAGAAUGCACCAGACGAAAACACCAGCAACAAUAUAUUCCGAGCAUUUUGAUAUAAAAAAUAAAUAUUCCACUGAGGGACCGGCCCAAUUAUCAAAGAUACUAACGACGUUGUCCUCCGAUAUUGAUCCGGUAUUACAAAGUGAUUUUGAGUCUAACAGUGGCAAGAGGGUUGUGCACUCGCAUUCUUUUGUAGAUAAUACGAUUCCUUCGCUAUGGAAAAGGGGAUCAACAAAGUUUUCAGGUUCUAGUUCUUCAACAUCCUCUACUACAAUAACAACUACUACAACAACGGACGAGCCGCCAACCACUGAAGCAAGAGACGGAGUUAGUGAAUUAGAAAUACCACCCACACUUACUGCGUGGGCUUUAGCAGGUAUGCGAAGUCCACCCUCACUCAUAAGAAAUGUAAACAGAACAAGUUCAACUAAAACCAUCGAUGAAAACGAGUUACAAAAAGUGGGGGAAAUUAUAGAAAAGAGAGAAACUACAACGAGUUCAACAACAAGUACAACAAGUUUACCAUCUACUCAAAAUCAAGACUACAGCAUUACAAAGAACAUCACGGAAAUUGAUCAAAAUAGAUUACCUUGGAAACCUUUUAUAUCACAAACGUUGGCAUUUGUGCCAAAUGAAAAGACAACUGAACCAAUAUCAGAGCGGGUCCCAGCAGAAAGUAAUAUAUCUCUACAAAGUAGUGAAGAAUCAUCUAAAGCUGACUUUAAAAAAGAAAUCGCAGAGUCUCAAUCAGCUUGGGUAGCAACUGCGGUUAAUCUUGGGGAUUCGUCUACAAAUGACUCCGAGGAGACUUUGUUAGAUACAAUUCUACCAGCUGAACCGACAAGAUCCACAGGAUUUGAGUCGAUUACUAAAUUACCUUCAGAUAUGACUACUCCUUCUGAUGACACACUUCAUGACACCAUUGCUAAUUCCGAUGAAAAUAAUGAAGUAAUAACGGCUUCUACGAAAAUACCAGACUUCGAAAUAACUACUAUAAGGUUUUCUUACAUUCCAACAGAUAAGGAAUUUGAGAAUACCGAGGUUGAUGAAUCUACUGCUGAUUGGUAUUAUGCUGGAUCCUUACAUACUAAGCCUACAACUAUAGACAAUAUUCCAAUCACUACAUACAGACCUAAGUAUUACACCACAUCAAAUGAUAUUGAUGAAACUACGUCCGUACCAGAUACUACUCCUCAAAUGGAAGUAUUCUCACAAACUAAUGGAGAAACUACAAAAGAAACCACUUCAAAAGAAACUAUAUCUACAGAAAGUAUGGAAACGACCACUUCUGAGUCAUCAACUUCAGUAUCGUACAAUUCAACAAAAGAAACUAUACAAACAAGUACAUCAGAACCAACAACGGAGUUUGAAACAACGAGUAUUGUAAUAACAGUUUCUACAGAAAUUAAUACCAAGAGGGCUCCAUCUAUGUCAGAAACUCCAACUACCAUAGUAUCCUCAACUGAAUUACAAAGUACCUCUGAAAAUAACGACAACAGUGAAGUUUUUACACUAGGAACUACACCAUCUCAAACACAAGCGACAACAACCACGAGAGAGACAACUGCUGAAACUACAACAAGCAGGAGCGAAACGAUAACAGAAGAGCUUAAAACUGUAACAGAAAAAGUUGAAAUGGUGGAAACUAUAACAGGAAAGGUUGAAGCCACAACAGAAUAUUUAAAAACAGACCAACCUGAAGUUAAAGUUGAUACAACAACAGAGUAUAGAGAUGAAUCUACCAUGGAAACAACGUUUACAUCAAAAAUAGUUAACGAAUUAGAAGAUUUGACAAGCUAUGGUGGAGAGAUGACAACUGAAGCAUCUUCCAGGGUACUUGAUGAAGCAGGUUCAGGCGCAGCCAUUGCGAUUGCCGUUAGCACGAUCGGUGUUAUAGCCUUGGUUCUCCUUAUCGGUUUAUUGUUAGUGGUACGAAGGCGUGGACGACGUGGCGUGUAUGCCCAAAGGUGCACACCCGUCUCCCUGGAUGCUUACAGUCUGGACAGCGUUAGUGUGGGCCAUAGGAAGGGAAACCAGCGGCUCAGAGCCAGUAAGCGGAGUUACGGCAACCCGGCCUAUGAUGACGAGGUGACUUCCCAUCCUAUGAACUAUGCGGCUCUUGCCAACUUCGCUCUGGACAUCGACUCCAUAACAGCCGAGUUUUCUGAGAUCCCAACAGUCACUGUACGCCCGGAGGAGGUGCCUCCAGGUUGUGAGGAUAAGAACCGCUACUCCAACGUCCUGCCUUUACCGGAGACGAGGGUACCCUUGAAGAGGAUUGGCAACGACUCCACUACGGAGUAUAUUAAUGCCAACUAUGUUACGGGACCAGGAAAUAUUAACAACUACUACAUCGCCUGUCAGGCCCCACUUUCCAACACUGUCGUGGACUUUUGGCGAAUGAUAUGGGAACAGAACUCGCGACUUAUAGUCAUGCUUACUGAAUAUAUGGAAAACGGUGUUGAAAAAUGCUUCGAAUAUCUACCACCAUCCGAAAUAUCGGAUAACCGGCGUACAUUUGGCGAAUACCAAAUAAUCCUUAAGAAACGGGAACAACGCGACAAAUACGCCAUCUCCGCCAUCCAGCUGAUCAACCUAUCCACCAGGACCUGGAGAGAGGUCACUCACCUCUGGUACUUCUGGCCGGCCAAGGGUGUGCCUGACGAUUACGAUUCGGUGAUAGACUUCCUUUCGGAAAUGAGGAGUUACAUGAAGAUCUCGCAAGGCGCUAAGGAGUACGACGAAGAAGGACUAGAAGUAAUUUAUGAGGACCAAAACCGUUCGUCAUACAACAACCUCUCGAAGUUGAGGAGUGACGAUAAUAGUUCAGGGAACGGUGUCAAUGUUUACUCACCGGCGAAGGCCGAGGAGUUAUUGAGACGGGGGUAUGGGAACAAUGGGACAUUGGGCAAGAUGAAGACUGUUUCGGAAAACGAAGGAUUACGACCAUGCACUGUUGUUUGCGCAUCGGGGGCCGGUAGGUCCGCAGCCCUUAUAGCGGCGGACAUUUGUGCGCGCGCGCUCGCUUCGGGAAGCGCGGACUUGCCGCGGACCGUACGCGCCUUACGCACGCAACGACCGCACUCUUUGACCAACAGACACCAUUACAUCUUUUUGUAUAAGUUACUCAGUGAAUAUGGGAACCGGUUGAUGGGGGGCGGCAUCGACACAAUAUAGCUAGACUGAACACAAAAUUAUAUAUAAUUAAGAUUUAAGUAACGCACAAUUGGACCAAAGUUAAUCGUAGAUCUCUUGUAAAAUUAUUUUAAAUAAGGUGCCGGUUCAACUCUACACUCGAAAGACGAAUUUAGGAUAAAAACACGGAAUAUACGCGGUUUAUUUCUUGAGCACAAAGUCGAAGUACAUUUGUUGCAAACGCCUUUAAAAAUCUCAUUUGCUCUCUGCUUUUUUACAUUUUAUAUCAAAAUUCCGAAAUUACUUUGAAACAAUCUAAACAAAUCAACGUCGGAAACUGUCAUGCAACUAACAAAUGUUAUGGAUUGUUUAAAAAUAUUUGUUUUAAAUUUGCAAAUUCCAAAUUCUCAGAAUUAUUCUUGAAAUGUGUCAAACUCACACUUUUUGAUACACGUCAGAGACACUAAACGCUUUCAAGGGUCAAAGCCGUCGAUAUCGUAUAGUCUAUAAUUAUAGAAUUUAAUGCCCAUUAGUAAACGAAGGAUUCAAAGUAUCAAACGCAUGGCUUCCCAUUGUAUCUGUGGCGAAGGUAUCUUUACUAAAUGGUUGUUAAAACUUAACUAACGACUGUGUAGCUGCCUUAUUUUCCGUCUAUUAAAAAUGUGUCUGACUUAUAAGCGUAUUUGCUUUAUGUAAAUAUAUACCACUGGUAUUUGAGUUAAUUUCAUCGAUCAAGUUUAUUUUGUUAUUCCUAGUCUAAGUUAAUUUUGUUAGGUCUUUUUAGACUAUUGUUACCUAUAAUAAAUAUUUUAUCUUACUAUAUGUCACUUAGAAUAUAUUUUGAGCGUUCUU
Pieris brassicae (large cabbage white) is the source of this 5780-nucleotide messenger RNA. RefSeq names its product serine-rich adhesin for platelets. Gene Ontology annotation, molecular function: protein tyrosine phosphatase activity. Bases 264 to 4970 code for a protein of 1568 amino acids. The transcript is spliced from 12 exons. The record is from RefSeq and is a predicted model, not a curated record. Gene Ontology annotation, biological process: protein dephosphorylation. Lineage: Eukaryota; Metazoa; Arthropoda; Insecta; Lepidoptera; Pieridae.